Pogoniulus pusillus (Red-fronted tinkerbird) is the source of this 3418-nucleotide messenger RNA. It is a transcript of the gene HEYL, whose product is annotated as hes related family bHLH transcription factor with YRPW motif like. The transcript is spliced from 5 exons. Lineage: Eukaryota; Metazoa; Chordata; Aves; Piciformes; Lybiidae. Gene Ontology annotation, cellular component: nucleus. The coding region runs from base 284 to 1255 and encodes 323 amino acids. The record is from RefSeq and is a predicted model, not a curated record. Gene Ontology annotation, biological process: circulatory system development; anterior/posterior pattern specification; Notch signaling pathway. Gene Ontology annotation, molecular function: protein dimerization activity; DNA-binding transcription factor activity, RNA polymerase II-specific; RNA polymerase II cis-regulatory region sequence-specific DNA binding.
GGGAGAUGUCUCAUUAACCCAUUAACCGGGGAGGCUGGGGACGUGCUGGGAGGGGAGCGAGGGAGAAGCCAGGGGUGUCAAAGGCAGAGUGCGGGCAGGGGAGGAGCCGGGCGAGGCAGGCACCGGGAGCAGCUCCUCCGAGCAGCCCGCCUGGGAACGGGACAGGGCGACCGCGGGGACAGACGGCGGCGGCCGCGCGUGGGGCAGCCUUAUCCAGCCCACCAGCUUCUUGCCACCGAUAACCCCUACUCGGGAGCUCCCCGUCCGGUGCUGCACUGCGAGGAUGAAGCGGCUGUGCGAGGAGAGUUCGUCGGACACGGAGUCGGACGGCACUAUCGACGUGGGGCGGGAGGAGGAGUACAGACACGUUUCCAGGUCUGUGUCUCCCACUACGACAUCUCAGAUACAAGCCAGGAAGAAGCGGCGAGGGAUCAUCGAGAAGCGGCGCCGGGACCGCAUCAACAGCAGCCUCUCGGAACUGCGGCGCCUGGUGCCCACUGCCUUCGAGAAGCAGGGCUCUUCUAAGCUGGAGAAGGCAGAGAUCCUACAGAUGACAGUAGAUCACUUAAAAAUGCUUCAUGCCACUGGAGGGACAGGCUUCUUAGACGCCCGAGCCCUGGCUGUGGAUUACAGGAGCAUCGGCUUCCGCGAGUGCCUCACUGAGGUCGUCAGGUACUUGGGUGCCCUCGAGGGCCAAAACGCCGCUGACCCCAUCCGGCUGCGACUCCUCUCCCACCUUAAUAACUACGUGGCAGAAAUGGAGCCUUCGCCUGUGGCCACUUCCCUGCUGCCCAUCCAGACGUGGCCGUGGUCCUUCCUGCACAGCGCUGCUUGUCCGGUGCAGAUGCCCAGGAGGGAGGCUGCUCCCACGCCCCUUGUUUUGACUGCGUCUUCCCUGGCUUACCCAAGCCCUGCCGUGAGGCCAGCCCCGCUUCGCCGUGUCCCCAGUGACAUGCUGCCGUCGCGGCGGAGCUUCCUGGCCGGCAGGAUGGCCUCUUCCAGCCGCAGGGCCCGAGGGCUGAGCUCAUCCGCGGCCGGGGCGGCCGUGCCCAGGAUGCCGUCGCCAGCGAGAGAGGGCUCGUCCAAGAGCAGCCAAAUCGCCACCUUCCUCUUCUCGCCAGCCUCUGCCAGCAUCCCUGUUCCAGCAGCUUACACAGCCCCUCCUGCCCUGGGCACUGCCACGCAGGGACCCGGCAUCAGGGUUGGGACCUCCAGGAUCUGCCGCUCCUGGGCGACUGAAAUUGGGGCUUUCUGACCCACCCUCGCCCUGCUUCCGAGACAGGAAUCCUUCAGCCUAAGAACAAACUCAGCUGAGAAGGCAUCUUUCCUGCUUUGCAGAAGCCAAGGAUCCAUCAAGAAAACUCUCUGUGCUCUCCCCUCCCUCCUAGCACCUCCUGACCACCCCACGGUCUGCCCCUCCUGCUGCCUGCGAACGUAAAUCACCUCCGAUUCGAUGCACUUGUCUGCGGGCGGCUGUGCUCCAGACCCUGCCGGCGACAAGGGAGGGGGCACAGGCAGAUCCCAACCCUCUUCCUCCCCCCGCCCCAGCAAACCCCCUCCACAGUGCCCAGUGUGGCUCUCCUUUGGAAAACAGCCAGCUGAAAUACUGUUUUAUUCCUCGGGGACUCACUCCAGAGCUGCCAGACAGAUUUGCUCACGCUGCUUCCCCAGCUGCAGCACCUGAUUUUGCUGUGGUGGGACAGCCCCUCCCCAGCACUGUUGGCACCCCCCACACUGCAGGCUAGAGCUUCCCCCCUCCUCCCUAAAGCCCCCUUAGUGACCUGCUUGCCUGCUAAUCCCUCUGCUUUCCUUGCUGCCCCACCAGUUUUUCCCACCCCUGUGCCCUUGAGGUGGAGGAGGCAGCAGCAUAGCAGAGUCCAGCCCAGCCAAAACCUUGUCGUGCCCACAGGGCCUGUGCUGGGUCCCUGCACAGACCGGGCAGGAGCAGCUGCCCGGGCACAGGGAGGCUUCUGCAGCUCUGGCUCUGCACCGAGGUGUGAAGCAGAGAGAUGAGGUGAGACAGAGGAUUUCAAAGGGAUGUCUGUCACAGAGGGGCAGGCUCUGAUGGCCAAAGUGAGAAGAAAAGGCCUUUCCCUCUGCCAGUCUCGCUGCUGGAGCUGUCUCUCCUCCAUCCCCUGCUGAACAUCCGUGACUGCAAAGGGGGAGAAUGGAUCAAACCAGCCUGCGUUUGAAGUGCCUCCCUCAUUCUUUUAGCACCACAGCCCUCACCCUCUCCUCCCACAGUGCCUCUGUUUUCUUUCUUCAGCACCAUGUUUUUGGUCUCACAUCACUCAUCCCUCUCCCUGGGCCCGGAACAAAACCCACUGAGGUUGCAGACCUUGGCAAGUUCUGGGUCUCCACUUGUCCUAAUUCCCAAAAGCUUUUUCUGCCUUAGCCUGCGUGCCCCUAGACAAUGCAGCAGAUGCACCUCUGCUCCUCCAGCUGUCCCUUCCCUCUUCUUUGGGUGGAAAGGAACAGAAACUUGAACCUCUCAAGCCACCCUGGUUCUGUGCCAGGUCCCUAACUCCCAUGGUGGCCAGAGCAGGGUGUCUCAGUGCUCUCCCUCAUCUGGACACCUCCCAUUCCCUGCAUCUGUGCCUUGACUUGCUGGGAUACACAAACAGAACAGCCUGGACCUACUUGUUGCAUUCCCACCCCAAGAAGUCUCACCCACCUCUGCAGCACUGUGACAUGAGAGAGGAGUGUGGAAAGGUCAGAGCAAAGACAGGUGAAAAAGGGGAAGAAGGAAUGGGAGAGAUUCUCCUCAAGCCCCAGGUCAAACAUGCAGCUGGUCAGACUGUGUGGAUGAGCUUUUGUCUUCCUGCAGAUCCUUGUCGGGAUGGGUUGGGAGGGAAUGAAUUGAAGUUUGAGGAGGGCAGAUUGAGACUGGAGAUGAGGAAGAAAUUCUUCUCAGUGAGGGUGGGGAGACACUGGAACAGGUUACCCAGAAAGGUUGUGGGUGCCUCCUUCUUGGAGGUGUUCAAGGCCAGGUUGGAUGAGGCCGUGGCCUAGUGGGAAGUGUCCCUGCCCAUGGCAGGGGGGUUGGAACUGGAUGAUCCUUGAGGUCCCUUCCAACCCAAACCAGUCUAUGAAUCUAUGCAUCCCAACUGCCCUGUGCACAUCCACGGCUCUGCUGUUGUUUCGGAAGUGAGUCCCUCCCGGCUGCUCUUAACACAGAAAUGCCUCCACUACUUCUCCUCACCCUUGGCCUUGGAGUGCCAGAGUCAGCCAGGAACAAAAUCCUCCCUUUUAAUACAGCCAGAGAGGAGGUCCUCGUGGCCUCACAGGGUUCCUGCACCGCUGGCACGCUAGAGCUCACAGCUAGUAGCCCUGCCCCACCUCGCGCUGUGCGGAGCUGUUAGAGUCACGAGCUGGGACGCCCAGCCAAGGUGGCAAAUAAAGUCUUUCAAACCCCUGU